Molecule: messenger RNA, 2027 nt
Organism: Eptesicus fuscus (big brown bat)
Lineage: Eukaryota; Metazoa; Chordata; Mammalia; Chiroptera; Vespertilionidae
Gene: CCN1
Product: cellular communication network factor 1
Exons: 5
Coding region: 236-1381 (381 amino acids)
Biological process (GO): signal transduction
Cellular component (GO): extracellular region
Molecular function (GO): protein binding
Source: RefSeq, a predicted model, not a curated record
CGCCGGGACAGACCGCGAGCGGGAGCGACCUCGAGCAUCACCCGCGCCCUCCGCUCCUCCUCGGGAAGGACCUCGGCCGAACGAGCCCCGCAGCCUCUCGCCGCCCGGCCCUCGCCUCCGUGCCGCCCGGCCCGCCGCACCCGUCGCCCGACCCAGCCGCCGUCCGUCCGCCCGCUGCGCCCCGGUGUGUCGGCGUCUUCGCUUCCGCGCUCGCCGGGGACUCCUGCGCGCCACCAUGAGCUCCCGCACGGCCAGGACGCUCUUCACCGCCGUCACCCUCCUCCAGUUUGCCCGGCUGGCGCUCUCCUGCCCCGCCGCCUGCGACUGCCCCCUGGAGGCGCCCAAGUGCGCCCCGGGAGUCGGGCUGGUCCGGGACGGCUGCGGCUGCUGUAAGGUCUGCGCCAAGCAGCUCAACGAGGACUGCAGCAAAAUGCAGCCCUGCGACCACACCAAGGGGCUGGAAUGCAAUUUCGGCGCCAGCUCCACCGCUCUGAAGGGGAUCUGCAGAGCUCAGUCGGAGGGCAGACCCUGUGAAUAUAACUCCAGAAUCUACCAGAACGGGGAAAGUUUCCAGCCCAACUGUAAACAUCAGUGCACAUGUAUUGACGGCGCCGUGGGCUGCAUUCCUCUGUGUCCCCAAGAACUUUCUCUCCCCAACCUGGGCUGUCCCAACCCCCGACUGGUCAAAGUUAACGGGCAGUGCUGUGAGGAGUGGAUCUGCGACGAGGACGGUGCCAAGGACCCCAUGGAGGACAGGGACGACCUCCUGGGCAAGGGGCCCACAUUCGAUGCCUCAGAGGUGGAGUUAACGAGAAACAACGAGUUAAUUGCAUUUGGAAAAGGUGGCUUCCUGAAGCGGCUCCCCGCUUUUGGACAGGGCCCUCGCAUCCUGUACAGCCCUUCUCUGCACGGCCAGAAAUGUAUCGUCCAAACAACUUCAUGGUCCCAGUGCUCCAAGACCUGUGGAACUGGUAUCUCCACACGCGUGACCAAUGACAACCCGGAAUGCCGCCUGGUGAAAGAAACCCGGAUUUGUGAGGUGCGGCCUUGUGGACAGCCCACGUACAGCAGCCUGAAAAAGGGCAAGAAAUGCAGCAAGACCAAGAAAUCCCCAGAACCGGUCAAGUUUACUUAUGCUGGAUGUUCAAGUGUGAAGAAAUACCGGCCCAAGUACUGCGGUUCCUGCGUGGACGGCCGAUGCUGCACGCCCCAGCAGACCAGGACGGUGAAGAUGCGCUUCCGUUGUGAAGACGGGGAGAUGUUCUCCAAGAACGUCAUGAUGAUCCAGUCCUGCAAAUGCAACUACAACUGCCCGCAUGCCAGUGAGGCCGCGUUUCCCUUCUACCGGCUGUUCAAUGACAUUCACAAAUUUAGGGACUAAAUGCCACCUGGGUUUCCAGCACAAGGGUGGACAAAACGGGGAGAAGAGUGCCGGAAUCAUGGAGACAUGGGUGGGGGCGGUGGGGGUGAAGGGACUCAUUGUAGAAGGGAUGCAUUGCUCAUUCGUGAGUAGUAUUAAGGUAUUUUGAAACUGCCAGGUGUGCUGGUGCAGAUGGACUCUAAUGCAGCCGCCAUUGGAGAAUACUUUGCUUCAUAAUAUUGGAGCACAUGUUACUGCUUCAUUUUGGAGCUUGUGGUGUUGAUGACGUUCUGUUUUCUGUUUGUAAAUUAUUUGGUAAGCGUAUUUUCCUCUAGGCUUUUUUCCUUUCGGUUCUGCAAUUGUAAGAUAGUAGGAUUAGUGGGACAGUGAAAGCCUUCAUCCUCUGACAGAAGUAACCGGGAGGGGUUUCCUUCCUUCCCGAAGGGGACACUCUGUGAGUGUCCGUGAGAGGCAGCUAUCUGCACUCUAAACUGCAAACAGAAAUCAGGUGUUUUUAAAACUGAAUGUUUUUAUUUAUCAAAAUGUAGCUUCCGGGGAGGGUGGGGAAAUGUAAUACUGGAAUAAUUUGUAAAUGAUUUUAAUUUUAUAUUCAGUGAAAAGAAUUUAUUUAUGGAAUUAAUCAUUUAAUAAAGAAAUAUUUACCUAA